UCUUUGUGUGAGGUAAGGUGAGACAUGGAUUUACGCCUACAUUUCUCUUUUAUUUUGAAUUUAAUACAAACGAAGUACGAACAACUUUUAAAGUGUUACAAGUUACCUACUAUUGUUACAGAUUAAUAAGUGCUCUGCAAGUACCUUUAAAAACUGUGCCAAUAAAUCUAAACAAAGUGAAACAUCUUGAAGUUAUAAACCCUUGACCCAGUACAACUUUGUCAACAUGAAGAAGAAGGUGCUGUUGAUGGGGAAAAGUGGGUCUGGUAAAACCAGUAUGAGGUCCAUAAUAUUUGCAAAUUAUAUUGCAAGAGAUACCAGACGAUUGGGAGCCACAAUUGAUGUAGAGCAUUCACAUGUGAGGUUCCUUGGAAACCUUGUCCUGAACCUUUGGGACUGCGGAGGGCAAGAGGCAUUCAUGGAGAACUACUUUGCGUCACAAAGAGACAACAUCUUCCGAAAUGUAGAAGUAUUAAUAUAUGUAUUUGAUGUUGAAAGUAGGGAGAUGGAGAAAGAUAUGCACUAUUACCAGUCAUGUUUAGAAGCUAUACUACAGAACUCCCCAGAAGCCAGAAUAUUCUGUCUGGUGCACAAAAUGGAUUUGGUGUCUGAGGAGCAGCGAGAUGAGAUAUUCAGAGAGAGGGAAGAGGAACUCAAGAUGCUGUCCAAGCCUUUAGAAUGCACAUGCUUUAGAACUAGUAUAUGGGAUGAGACUCUAUACAAGGCGUGGUCGAGUAUAGUGUAUAAAUUAAUACCUAAUGUUAAGGCUCUAGAAUCUUCACUGAAACAGUUUGCUGCAAUUGUGGAUGCAGAUGAGGUGCUACUGUUCGAGCGCGCGACUUUCCUCGUGGUGUCGCACUGCCAGCGGCGGCCGCACCGCGACGCGCAUCGCUUCGAGAAGGUGUCCAACAUCGUGAAACAGUUCAAGCUGUCCUGCUCCAAGCUCGCCGCGCAGUUCCAGAGCAUGGAGGUCCGCAACAGUGUCUUCGCAGCGUUCAUAGACGGGUUCACGAGCAACACCUAUGUCAUGGUGGAGAUGUCUGACCCCAAGAUCCCAUCCGAAGCCACGCUCAUCAACAUCAGAAACGCGCGCAAACACUUCGAGAAACUCGAGAAGGUAUCCAGCGCGCCGCAGUAUCAAUGAAGCAAUAGCAACUAGUUCGGAAUAGCUAAUGGUACUCGCUGUAAUCGUUAGGCCACUUGCAUUUUGAGUUCUGCCUGUAUACCAUUAUAAAAGGACUUGAUACUUGUUGGCGACAGAUCAGUGCCCCGAUCGCGCAAAUUUUUAACGUCUCCAAUUCAUUCGCGCUUCUUCACUAGUUGCGCUCCGUUUUUCAUUCCAGCUGAGGUGCAAAUUCGGUAUCGCGGUAAAGUUCACACUUCACGCGCAAACAAAGACGAAAACGGAUUUUAUCACUUUCCAAUAAAAGUCCAAACAUCAUAUUUUUCACUAAAACACAGCAAAUGUUCGUGAAGGCGUUUGAUUUGAAUUUGAGAAAAAGUACCUAGCUUUCUUUUAGCUUUUACACAAAUAAUCAGUUGCGUUUUGUUUUCGUUUGAACUAGCUGUCAUAGUGACACUGCGAUACCAAUUUGUGAUUUUCGUUCGUCGUCUAGUCGCGUUGUAGUUGAAAAUAUUUAGCGCAAUCGGGGCCCUGGUAACACCGGUGCUCGGACUCUAGCCUAGCGCCGGUGUUACCAGAUCUGUCGCCAAAAAUAAUAGACCCAAAACACAUUUAGGUACAAAAUUAGGUAUGUACCAAAGGGUUAAUCACAGGUUCUGAUUUAACCUGUUUGUCGUUCGACCAUGUGACUGUAUGAGACAACUGUAAUAUACAUUUUAAACUUGUGAGAUAUCUAAUUUAUGUUGUGCAUUACAUAUUAUUUGAAAAUAAAAUGUAUAUUUUACAGUCGCUUUCACAUGGACUCAGAGGCUCAUGCCCAUUUUCACCAUCAAUUCCUAAUUUUUAAGUGACCCCUGUGGUAACACAAUAGCAGUCAUUUUGUUUUCAUAGGAGUCACUUAAAAAUUAAGAAUUGAUGAAAAAACGGACAUUGUCCGUUUUUGUCCAUAGAUAUGAAGGUAUAUCAACCGAAAGUUGUUUUUUAUUUAACGAUUUAGAAUUUAAAUUCGUUUCAUGACAUAGAGUAAGAAACGGCAUAAAAUUCACAAAUAAUAGAGACAGAUCAAUUUACUGAUUUGAACUUAAAAUCAGAGGAAUAAACAAAACUCCAUCAUGAAAGGUGGCAUAACGAUUAAAAGCGACGAUGUUACAUCGGAACGUGCUAAGCACAAUACUUGCCAAAGCAAGACUUUUGAGCCCACUUGAAUACAGAUUAACGCGUCUAGGAUCAUGCGCAGACACGCACAACACAAGGUGAACUGUCUCGGCAUAUUCUUCAAAGUAUUUCAAAUAUCAAAAUAUCUUUCUAUGAGGUAUAGUCAGCGUCAAAUAGUUAGUGACACCCAAAAUAGCUAAAAAAUUCGCAACACUUCUUUGUUACAAUUAGAAUAAAGGUUGCGUUGUCAACUUUUUGUCCACUUUGAGUGCCACGAACUAUUUGACACUGACCGUACAUCGUGUAAAACCGUUUCAUUUAGAAAUAACAAAACAUAAUCACAAACUAAGCAAUACUUGUACAAAAAGAAAAAUAACAAUAUAAUAAACUAAAUGCUAUAAUAUGUGACUGAGAAUAUAAUUACAGUGACAUAACCACAAUAUUCAACUGAUUAUGAUUGUACACGUAAAUAUGUGAUUGUUAAGUUAAUUAAUGUUUUGUUUAUUUCUACAUGUAAGUACACUUAGAAUGCCGAAUAUUGUUGGGAAAUCAUGGAUAUGCAGGAGAUUCUAAGCAAUAAAUACCACAGUUGCCUUAAUCAUCCUUUUCACAUUCCAAGUACUUAUUUCACGUUUCAAUCGAAACUUUCGAAUCUGUAUUCAAUGUCGUGGUUAUUCUUAAAUUUACGCUCAUAGUAGUUAAAGUCUAUUAUUUGUUCAUUAAAAUAAAAAAAAGUUUUCUUAUGUUUUCUGUUGGUUUGAUUAUUUCUAAAUUUUAUAGAGUUUAUACUACUAUGACAUAAUAAUAGUUAAUGACAAUUUAUGCGGGCUUUAAUAUAAAUAAUAUGUAUAUGUCACCGGUUAAAUCCGAUCUUUGGAUUACUUUAACUACUAAAGUAAAUACAAAAAUAAUGCUGCAAUCCUGAAAAUGUCUAUUCGUAGCUUGCUGAUCCAAAUACAAAUUGUAGUUACUUGUGUUACUCAGAAAAAACUUUAUUCUGUGCUAAAAUCGGGUAUAGCCGGUAUUUUAUGUACCUAUAGACGAUAUCACAGGUGAUGUUAUAAAAUAAGUGUCAUCUUUUUAUUUACUCAAGGCUCCUAACUCUCAGAGUUACAUAUUUGUUUCAAUAUAAUCGCAAUAACCCUCCUUCUGGCGCAGUCGGGUAAAAAUACGCCUUUUGUUGUUAAUGUCCAUAAUACUCCUAAUAUUUAUAUUCAUUAUUGUAUUUCACAAUUCAAAUUUGUUUAUGCUGAAACAUAUUUCUCACGAAUUCUUUCUCAGAAAAUAAAUGUUUCAAUUUUAGUUAA
Molecule: messenger RNA, 3585 nt
Organism: Ostrinia furnacalis (Asian corn borer)
Lineage: Eukaryota; Metazoa; Arthropoda; Insecta; Lepidoptera; Crambidae
Gene: RagA-B
Product: Ras-related GTP binding A/B
Exons: 7
Coding region: 227-1144 (305 amino acids)
Biological process (GO): cellular response to starvation; positive regulation of TORC1 signaling; negative regulation of autophagy
Cellular component (GO): Gtr1-Gtr2 GTPase complex; nucleus; lysosome
Molecular function (GO): GTP binding; GTPase activity
Source: RefSeq, a predicted model, not a curated record